Messenger RNA from Megalops cyprinoides (Indo-Pacific tarpon), 1658 nucleotides. RefSeq names its product protein kinase, cAMP-dependent, regulatory, type I, alpha (tissue specific extinguisher 1) a (gene prkar1aa). Gene Ontology annotation, cellular component: cAMP-dependent protein kinase complex. Gene Ontology annotation, molecular function: cAMP-dependent protein kinase regulator activity. Gene Ontology annotation, biological process: regulation of protein phosphorylation. Lineage: Eukaryota; Metazoa; Chordata; Actinopteri; Elopiformes; Megalopidae. The record is from RefSeq and is a predicted model, not a curated record. The transcript is spliced from 11 exons. Bases 125 to 1264 code for a protein of 379 amino acids.
UUCUGACUCGUUUCCGGUAGGGCAGCCAUCCAAGGACUGUAAAAACAGGCGAGAGUUUGUGGCAGUGUCAGGGGGAACAAACAGUACCAAAAAAGCGCGACAACUGCGAACAGAUCGGGUUACCAUGGCGUCGGGCACCGGGAGCAGCGAGGAGGAGCGGAGCCUGCGGGAGUGUGAGAUGUAUGUGCAGAAGCACAAUGUCCAGCAGCUGCUGAAGGACUGCAUCGUGCAGCUGUGCACCGCCAGGCCCGAGCGGCCCAUGGCCUUCCUCAGGGAGUACUUCGAGAGGCUGGAGAAGGAGGAGGCCAAGCAGGUCCUCAGUCAGCAGAAGCCCAGCUCGCGCUCCGACUCCCGGGAGGACGAGAUCUCCCCGCCCAUGAACCCGGUGGUGAAGGGGCGGCGCCGCCGCGGUGCCAUCAGCGCCGAGGUCUACACCGAGGAGGACGCCGCGUCCUACGUCAGGAAGGUUAUUCCUAAAGACUACAAGACAAUGGCGGCCCUAGCAAAAGCAAUUGAGAAGAACGUGCUUUUUGCCCAUCUGGAUGACAACGAAAGGAGCGAUAUAUUCGACGCCAUGUUUUCUGUCACUUACAUUGCUGGAGAGACGGUCAUUCAGCAAGGUGAUGAAGGCGAUAACUUCUACGUCAUUGACCAAGGGGAAAUGGAUGUGUACGUGAACAAUGAAUGGGUCACCAGUAUCGGAGAGGGGGGCAGUUUUGGGGAGCUGGCUCUGAUCUAUGGGACCCCCAGAGCCGCCAGUGUGAGGGCUAAGACCAAUGUCAAGCUGUGGGGAAUCGACAGAGACAGCUACAGGAGGAUACUGAUGGGAAGCACUUUAAGAAAGAGGAAGAUGUAUGAAGAAUUUCUCAGUAAAGUAUCAAUAUUGGAGUCGCUGGAGAAGUGGGAGCGCCUCACGGUGGCCGACGCCCUGGAGACCGUGCAGUUUGAAGACGGGCAGAAGAUUGUGGUCCAGGGAGAGCCAGGGGAUGAGUUCUUCAUCAUCCUCGAGGGUUCUGCAGCAGUGUUGCAGCGCAGGUCUGAGAACGAGGAGUUUGUGGAGGUUGGACGGCUGGGGCCCUCAGACUAUUUUGGUGAAAUCGCCCUGCUAAUGAACCGCCCUCGCGCCGCCACCGUGGUCUCCCGCGGCCCCCUGAAGUGCGUGAAGCUGGACCGCCCGCGCUUCGAGCGCGUCCUGGGCCCCUGCUCAGACAUUCUCAAGCGAAACAUCCAACAGUACAACAGCUUCGUGUCACUGUCGGUCUAAAACUACCCCCCCCUCCCAGCCCCUCCCCUUACUGCAGGGUCCACCAAUCCUAUCGCUUUAUUUCCCUCUGGGUUUCUUCCUUUUGCCUUUAUUUUUUUCUGACACCCAGCUGCCCAGCCACAUUGUUGCCUCGCCUGCCUGCCUGUCUGUCUGUCCACCUGUCUGUCUUUUUAUAUGAACCCAGCAGGACAUUUUACAUUUAUACUUCAUAAGCUUUCCACAAGGCAGAAUCUCUAGCAUUCUUCAUGAAACUGAACAAAAACAGCAGCGGUUACGGUUGUCCCGCAGUUCCUUUCUCUCGUGUGCAGAAAAAUAAGCCAAAUGCGAUCACUGCGGGAGACUGUCCUAGAACAGUGAGGAACAAGAAGGAACUGAAGGAGUAAAAAAAAAAAAA